Molecule: messenger RNA, 3152 nt
Organism: Juglans microcarpa x Juglans regia
Lineage: Eukaryota; Viridiplantae; Streptophyta; Magnoliopsida; Fagales; Juglandaceae
Product: receptor-like protein kinase ANXUR2
Exons: 1
Coding region: 274-2838 (854 amino acids)
Biological process (GO): protein autophosphorylation
Cellular component (GO): plasma membrane; plasmodesma
Molecular function (GO): ATP binding; transmembrane receptor protein tyrosine kinase activity
Source: RefSeq, a predicted model, not a curated record
GACAAAAGACAGGAAAAGAAUGCUCCAAGAAAACAAAAGAUAAACGAAGUUCGCCCUCCCAUUUUGCCUGGUUUGGUCCCUGUAAUCCAGGCGAGUCCGUAAAGACUCAGCCCUCCAUGGUUGAUUAGAGAUGGUUUAGACUACGCAGCACCAAGGAAAGCCAAGAAGCGCUAUUGUUUUCCAGACGUACAGGAAAACUUGUAUCGAUCCUCCCCUGUUUUCCUGUACGCCAAAGGGCGUACGUACACUCUCCCUUCUUCUUUCUCCUUAGCCAUGCACCCAAAUACCCAUAUUUUUCUAUUUGUUGUUUUUAUAUCUUUCAUAUUGAAUGCCCGUCAUGCAUGGAGCGGUAACUCACAGCCAUUGGUCCUGAGCAUUGGCUCGGAUAAUGGCGGCACAGACAUAUAUGGGAGAAAAUGGGGACCAGAUUCCAAGUACCUUGAGGCGAAAAAUUCCAUUGCCACUAAAGCCGCGUUCCAAGACCCAUCACUUACCUCUGAUAUUCCAUACAUGACAACCAGAAUUUUCACAUCUGAGGCAUCAUACAAGUUCCCAGUUGAAUCUGAUAAACGCUAUUGGCUUAGGCUCCAUUUUUACCCAUCCGCUUAUAACAACUUCAAUCCUGAAGAUUCUUAUUUCUCAGUGGUUGCAAAUGGUCUCAUGCUCUUGACAAAUUUCAGCGCUUCGAUUACUUGUCAAGCCCUUUCACAAGCUUAUCUUAUUAGAGAAUAUUCCCUUGCGCCAUUGAAUUCAGAGACUUUGGCAGUCACAUUUAAGCCUUCCGAUAAGCAUGCCGGUGCAUUUGCUUUUGUCAAUGGCAUCGAGGUGAUUCCAAUGCCCGAUUUGUUUGACUCCGCAACAAUGGUCGGAUCCUCGGACCAAUUGGACGUCAAGAGCUUGAACACACAGACAAUGUAUAGGUUGAAUGUUGGUGGACAGUAUAUUCCUCCAAGCAAUGACUCUAGUCUGACCCGAACAUGGUAUGACGACUUGCCUUAUAUAACAGGCGCUUCAUUGGGAACCACCAAUCACGUUAGCAAGAAUGUUAAAAUCCAGUACCAAGAUUUGCCUGAAUAUGUGGCACCGGCAGAUGUUUACGGCUCGUCCAGAUCAAUGGGUGUGACGAAGAGUAUCACUCAGGGUUUCAACCUCACUUGGGAGUUCCAAAUUGAUUCAAAUUUCACGUAUCUAGUAAGGUUACAUUUCUGUGACUUUUACUAUACCAAGCCUAAUCAGCUUGUGUUCUCCAUCUUCAUCAACAAUCAAACCGCAGAACCCACUGCAGAUGUGAUUGGAUGGACAGGGGGAAAGGGAGUUCCAACCUUCAAAGAUUAUGUUACAUAUGUCAAAGAUGGGUCGGGAGAUCAGAAGCUUUUGCUAGCUUUGCACCCAUCAGACGCCACAAAGCCUGAGUUCUUAGAUGCAUUACUUAAUGGCGUGGAGAUAUUCAAGCUAGGUGACACGACUGGUUACUUGGCUGGCUCUAAUCCUCAGCCUUCACCUAUGCUUAUCAAGGCAGAGGAGGAGGCAAAGUCUUUUGAGAAACCGAAAGACAACAAAGCUAAGGUGAUUGGUGGAGCUGCUGGUGGAGCCGCAGCCUUUGGUAUUGUGGCAGCAAUUUGUGCUGCUGUCUACCAACGAAAGAAACGAAUCCCUGGAACAGAAUCACAGACUUCUAGCUGGUUGCCGAUCUACGGGAACUCGCACACGACAGGCAGUAAAUCAACCAUCUCGGGGAAGAGUACAGCUAGCAGCCACCUCUCCGCAGCGGCUCAGGGUCUAUGUCGACACUUCUCGUUGGCAGAGAUAAAACAAGCUACUAGGAGCUUUGAUGAGUCUAAUGUCAUUGGGGUUGGAGGCUUUGGAAAGGUUUACAAGGGAGUUAUCGAUGGAGGGACCAAAGUGGCAAUCAAGAGGUCAAACCCAUCUUCCGAACAAGGAGUUAAUGAGUUCCAGACUGAAAUUGAGAUGCUUUCUAAGUUGAGACACAAGCAUUUGGUAUCUCUAAUAGGGUUUUGUGAGGAAGGUAAUGAGAUGUGUUUGGUUUAUGACUACAUGGCACGUGGCACUCUACGGGAGCAUAUCCUCAAGUGCAAGCAACCCCUCUCAUGGAAGCAAAGGCUGGAGAUUUGCAUUGGAGCUGCAAGAGGACUUCACUACCUUCACACAGGUGCACGGUACACCAUUAUCCAUAGAGAUGUCAAAACGACUAAUAUUCUUGUGGAUGAGAAUUGGGUCGCCAAGGUUUCAGACUUUGGGCUCUCCAAAACUGGUCCAAAUAUGAACAAAGGCCAUGUUAGUACAGUAGUAAAGGGCAGCUUUGGUUAUCUGGAUCCUGAAUAUUUCAGGAGGCAACAGUUGACUGAGAAAUCUGAUAUCUACUCAUUCGGGGUGGUCCUUUUCGAGGUCUUGUGUGCAAGGCCUGCUCUUAAUCCUAGCCUUCCAAAGGAGCAAGUAAGUCUUGCAGACUGGGCUCUGCAUUGCAAGCGAAAAGGGACCCUUGAUGAUAUGAUUGAUCCUCAUAUAAAGGGAGAGAUCAAACCAGAAUGCUUGAAGAAGUUCGCGGAUACAGCUGAAAAGUGUCUGGCUGAUGCUGGAUUUGAACGUCCCUCCAUGGGUGAUGUCUUGUGGAAACUUGAGUUUGCUCUCCAACUACAAGAAAACAAAGAUGGUUCAACCCCUUCUUCGGAAAGAGAUACUGCUGAUGACAUUCCAAGAAACCCUGACAUGGCAAUGCAUUAUAGCAAUCUAGGCAUUGAAAGUGAGCAUGAAGUAAGUGAUGCAUCCACCGACACCAGCGCAAUCUUCUCGCAGAUUGUUAAUCCCAAAGGGCGAUGAGAUGGAUCAAUGUUCCUAAUGAUUACUGCGUGAUGAGUCUCUUAGAAGGUCCUAAAUGACAAUAGAACUGCGGAAUUCGAGCAAAGAUUUAUUGCAUACGUUUCUUGUACUAUGUUUGGGUUUUUUUAAUUUGAUCAUUCCAUUUCAGAAUUAAAUGUUGGACAGGCCAUGGAUAUAUGUAGCAACUUGGCACUCUGAAUAAGGCCGAGUGUCAAGCUCACCCCGCCCGUACGUUAUACACCAUGAUGAGCUUAUAACUAUGUGCCAUUUGACUUUCUUCUUCUGAUUUGGUUAUGCAUAUAAUAUAAUGCUAU